UGGCCUCCCAUCCAACAUGGCGCCUACCCUGGUGGAGCAUGUUGUCGCAGACGCUGGAGCGUUUUUGAAGAGAGCUCCUCUCCAGGUGAGAUUUAAUUCACGUUUAAUCAUAAUUUAGCUUUUCUUAACAGUUCGGUGCCGACUGUCCGCGUUUGGACCUUCUCGGUGGUUGUUAAAGAGUAAACGGAAGCUUGUUAUUUUGGGCCCAAAGCUUCACACAGACAGCGAGACCGAACCUCCGAAUAAUGGACCGAAACACUGAAUUAUUAUUUGAUCAGAGAAGUUACAAACAGGCGUCUUUUUUAUUCGAGUCAGUUAGAGUAAAUAUGUAACUAACUUGACCAACUGAUCGUAGUUAUCUGUGUUUAUCAAGUAUAGAGAGCUGUCAAUAAUUUAUUUAUUUAUUUAAUUUAAUUUCUAGUAUUCUGGGAUUAUAUUAGGUAAGAGUAAAAAUUAAUAAUAAUGGUAAUAAUAAUGAAAAUAAGACACACCAAUCAACUGAUCGUAGUUAUCUGUGUUUAUCAAGUAAAGAGAGCUGACAAUAAUUUAUUUAUUUAUUUUAUUUCUAAUAUUCUGGGAUUAUACUGGGAAAGCGUGAAAACGAAUAAUAAUGGUAAUAAUAAUAAAAAUUAAGGAUUACGGUGUCAUACAAAAAACCCCAAUAUUUUCCGUCAGUCAUUCACAGAAGUUGAAAUACGACAUACAGUUUUUUUUUAUUUAUUGAAUUAUAGACAAACACACAAGGCACUUAUUUAUCAUCAAAGACAAUUAUAGAAUAUUUUCCUUAGAUUGAGCUUGAAUAACAUCAAAAGAGAAAAAAACAACAACACAAUUUUAAUGUUAGAGGCCUUUCUGUAUCAUUCGAACAUUUCUAGUUAAGAAAAUAGGCACAGGGCUUUCUUGUCUGUUUGUCAUCUGUACUGAUUUCUACAUCUGUACAAUAAAAGACACCCAGGCUGUUCUUUAGAUCUCAUCCUGUCUCCUGUGCAUUGUUUUCCUGAGUUUAUGUUGGAUCUUCCACAACAACACUCUUCUGUGUUUAUUUGUGUUGCAGGAUAUUGGAAAGACUAUUUACACGCUGAAGGAUGUGGUGGAUGAGAUCAGGGACAAACCCACCAGGAAGAGUCUGGCCUUCCUGCCGUACCAGCUGAACUUUAAAGAGCCCCGUCCUGAACACAUCAAACUGGGUAAAUACAAAAACUUCGGCUCCAUAAAAUGAGAAAUAUUUGAGGAGAAUAUUCAGGGUUUUUUAAAGAUAGUUUUGCACAAGUAAAAUCAACCCCGCCUCAUCAGCUGUAGGCUUUCAAAGCAUUUUAAGAAGCUCGGAUCUGGAGCAGAGUUGUAUGCUUUACCGUCCCACCUGACUUUGUUUUUGUGUCUCUUACCUCAGUGACAGAGUUCUCCAAAAAGACCGGAGACUACCCGAGUCUGUCAGCCACCGACAUCAAGGUCCUGGCUCUGACCUACCAGCUGGAACUGGAACAUGUCGGCUCUCAGCACCUGAAGAAAGAGCCCGAGGUCAAAGUAGGUAACCUCGGGGAGAAACCUCUCAGUAGCUCAGUGAAGGCACACAGAGUUACACAGCAGGAUCGUGUUGUUCUUCUUCAGCCAUCUGACUGAAGUUUCAUUAAAGGGUGACGCUUGCUUUGUCUUUUAGGUGAAUAUUCAAAGCACACAGCGCCAUCCAGAGGCUCCAGUCAACAUUGCAGGAUUUCACUUCCCCUCCAAGGUGAAUCUCUCUAAGAGGCUUCGUCAUCGUUUCUCUCGUCACUCAUGAGUGACAGGUCUAAAACGACUAACUUGUGUUUCAUUGUUGUAGAAACCCGUGGACGGUUUGGACGUCAGCGAGACUCCAACAGAAGCUCAAACAGAGACGUCAAAACCAGCGGAUACUGACGAGUUUAACAGCUUUAACUUCUGGAAAGCGCCGCUGCUGUCCUUCGACAGUGAGCUGCUGGACUUACUGGUGAGUCUGAACUCAGACAGAAUAAAAAACAGAGACCCCGCACUGAGACGCCAUCACUGUAGAGUCAUACUGUAGCUAACAGGCUGCAGCUCUAGAAGGAGUCCUGCCAUCACUUAUCACACUGCACCGGAGUAGAAACCUCCUUUACUGUGUCUCACAGACAUGCGAGCGGUGUGUUUUUUGAGCUCUAACCUUUCCUUGUGUCUCCAGGAUCCUGUCAAUGUGCUGAACUCAAAGAACAAACAAAAACAGGCAGAAACACAAACAGAGAAACAGAAGGUCAUACAGACGGACACAGAGACGACUGCAGACAGCGAGGAGUUCAACAGCUUCCUCUUCUGGAGAGAGCCCGUCCCGACCAUCGACGACAGCCUGCUGGAUCUACUGGUGAGUUCACAGACACUCAGACGGACUCCACGUGUUUCAGUUUCACACCCACUCAGGAUGAUUUACAUUUGUGCUGCAGAACGAGGGCAGCAGCUCCACAUCAGAGAGCGAGGUCAAGAGGUCACCGCCGACAGAGAACCAAUCAGACGAUGAGGAUAAAGAGAACGAGCCUGAAGAUGAAGAGGAGGACCAGGAGGACUGUGAUGAUGAUGACGACGAUGAUGAUGAUGGAGGUGGUUGGAUCACUCCAAGUAACAUCCAGCAGGUGAAGAUGGAGUCUGGUGAUUGGACAGCUCCUGCUGAUGUCAAAGUGGGAUGUCUGACCACCGACUUCGCCAUGCAGGUAAGAGGCCCGGUACUGGUCUGUGAAGUCCAGGAUACUGGUUUCUGACUGGAGUUCAUUGAAGGAAGUUAAACCUGGUCUUAGUUUUGUACAUUCAUAUUAUUUUGUCUGAUAAACUUUCAUCUAAAGAAAGUUUUGUAAUUUCAUUCUGUUUACAAAAUCUGUCGCUGAUGUUUUCUGUCUUUCCAGAACGUUCUCAUUCAGAUCGGACUUCACGUUCUCUCUGUGAACGGGAUGCUGAUCAAGCAGGCGAGAAACUACAUCCUGAGGUGUCACGCCUGCUUCAAGUGAGUUCACCCCGACUCUGAGCGUCAGCUGUUAAAGCUGCACAUUUAUGAACUUUUGUUACUAUUAAUGGAUGAAGAAAGAUCGAAUCUGAAGCAUUUACGUGGAGUGUUUCUAAUUUCAGGACGACGAGCAACAUGAGCAGAGUCUUCUGUCCUCACUGUGGGAACAGAACUCUGAAGAAGGUGGCGGUGACGGUCAACGAGGACGGCAGCAAGCAGAUGCACUUUUCCAAAAACCCCAAAGUGCUGAACCCGAGAGGGAUGAGGGUAAGAGACACAAACACGCUGAAAACACACUCGCUGCACCGCUCUUCUCUAUCGCUGUACGGGUGUUAAAUCAGGAGUGGUUCCUUAAUUUUUCAGAGUCUGUAGAUGAGAUCUCAGGUUCCCGUCAAAGACCACAGUAAGGGGAGAAAAGUGUGUCGGCUGUUUUUGACCUGCUCCUGUCGUUUCAGCACUCGCUGCCGUUGCCUCAGGGAGGAAAACACGGGAACAACCCUCACCUGGUGGAGGAUCAGCGUUUCCCUCAGCAGAGACUCUCCCAAAAAGCUCGUCAGAAAACAGACGUCUUCAACCCGGACUACGUGGCGGGGACCUCGCCCUUCUGCGAGAACGACAUCUACAGCCGAGCCGCCAACCUCCACCUCAGAGACAGCCAGUGCGGGGCGGGCAGGAGGCGAGCCAACCCCAACGCCGCCCGCAAGAAGUUUGUGAAAAAGAAGUGAAGAGCAGUCGGGCGACACAAGUAUGACGUCAGUGGACUUGUUUGACCUUAAAUUGAAGGAUCAUCCUGAGGUUUCUCAUGUUUGAGUCUGUUAGUCCUCAUAGUUCCAAACCAGCAUCUCUCCUCUCAGCUGUCAUGUUUCAGUCAGUUUAAUUUAAUGUAACUCUACGACCACCAAAUAAACUUUUAAACUCCUCCUCCUGCUGCAGAAUCACUCACUGACACUCACAGCUCCUGUUUUAGUGGUCCCUUAUAAUUCAGAUUCUCUUUAAACCCGGUCCAAGAACGAGGUUUAACAAACUCAGUCACAGGCUGAAUCAAAGUUUCCUCCUUAAAACCCUCAAAGACGAAGAAAAUUCUGGAAAAUUUUCUGUGAAUCAUCUUUGAAUUCUGAGAUAAUUCAUUAUUCGGAUUGAAGUCUACCGUAUUUUUCAAGAAUCCCUUAAAGAAGCAUCUUUUUUGUGGUGUAUCAACAAAAAUCUUUUAAUAUCAGUCAAUAGUUAUUAGUUAUUGAUGACCUUUGGUAAUAUUACGAUAUUUCUGUGUAGUCAACAUUUUAAAUUUUCAGAGCGCUCCGCUCUUGUAAACAAAGCUGUUCCCACCCUCCCCCGCGUCAGAAUUUAUGAUAAAGAUUUAGAAAAUACAAUUAAAAAACAUAAUGGACUUCUGUUUGUCUUCUGUUUACUUUAGACUUCUGUGAUUUAAGUUAAAAUUGUAGAACUCUGACUCUGAUCACAGAAACUGGAAAAAAAAAGAAUUUGGACUUUAAAAAAUUUACAAGAAAAAUCUGUUAAAGUUUCUGACCUGAAUUUUUGCCUCUUUUAUCGGCUCCAGUCCUUUGCAGAUAUAAAAACAAUAACUCUACACAUUUCAGCUGAAAGGCUGCUGAGGUUUGGUUUGUUUAAUUAAAUCUGCAGAUCCCAUCAGACUCACAUUCACCGGAAUAAAAAAGAGAUUUAGUCAGAAAUAAGGAGGGGUAACUUUUUUAAAACAUCUUUGAAAAUAUGAUUUAGAGUCCAGAGAGUGAACAAUCCCCACACACAUGAAUCAGUCCUCCUCACACCGCUGAAGUUUAUUAUCGGCUCAUCACUCCAGAGAAAACUCCUCCUCCUCCUCCUCCUCCUCCUCCACGAUCGUCUCCUCCUCUUUCUCUUCGGACUUGGCCUCUGUCAGUUCAGAAUCAGAGUCCCUGAGACCAGACCCAGCCUCUGCAGGGUCAGGAGGUUCUGUCUCCACUUUUACAUCAGGAUCUGUUAUUGUGUCUGUGAGCUGUGGGUCAAAGGUCAGGCUGCCCAGUUCAGUGUUGAUGUCAAACUCUGGUUCUGGUGCCGUUACUGGUAACGUCUCUCUCUCAGGAAGCACAAAGUCCAGAGGCUCCAGAACCGCCGAGAGGUCGAUGCUGCCCAGGCUGCCGUGUUUGUGCAGCUGAGUCACAGGAAGUCCUGCAAAGACACGAAGAACUGGUUUAGAUGUGGACCACGCCCACAGAGUGCCCUCUAGAGGCUAAAAUAAUUACUGCAACCACAAUAUUUAGGAGUUAAGCCAAAAACGCUUUGCUGUAUUGAUUAGAAUGGAAACCUAUUUGCUGCGAUACGCGACACUGCUGUCACGCUCUAAACACACAUCCUGUAUGUUUUACAUACAAACACAAACUCAGAAUCUACAAUCUGCACUGCGUUACUCCUACUGGUUUCUAUUCAUACAAGUGUGUAAGACAUGUAAGAGAACUUUUUGAGUGAACUGAACAAACAGAAGUCGUCCUCACCCAGGAUGAGAGCCAGCUGAGCCGGGGGGAACAGGACCUGCAGACAGCGGUUUAGGAACGGCAGAAGAUCUUCAGCGUAUGCAGAGCAGAACUGAACAAACAGCUCCUUCUCUCUGCUGCUGAAGGCCGACUCCUCUGCCCGAUGAAACACUAAGAUCUGACGGGUCACCUGACGAGAAACAGGACCGAAACAGACAGAUAUAGACCUUACAGACCUUUCUGUAGACCAUCGUCCACUCACAACAUUCACAUAGUGACAGACUGUCCUCAGACACCACUGUAAUCUGAUAUUUCUGCACUGCUGUGUGUCUGGUUAGAAGUUUUAUACCUUUAGGAGUUUAACAAAGAAUUAUAGUUUCAAUAAAACCUCAUAAACAGGAACUAAGACAACAAAAAAGACUGAUAAUCCAGCCGUGAUCUCCCUGAGCUCGGCGUUAAAUCAAACCUCUCUGAAAAAACAGACCUGCAGUUCUGAGAACCUGAAAUAUACAGAAGGACAAAAGCUUCUCACCAGUUUGACGGCGUCUUCGAGACAUUUAGUGACCUCCUGAGCCAGUCCGAUGGGGCAGCAGAGCCGCAGGUCGUUGAAGGCCGUCAGAACGUUGUUGAGGAAACAGGCCAGUGGCUGGAAGUCCAGCAGGGACAUUGGGGGCUGCAGAGUGCCGGGCUGGGUGCUGGGGGCCACAGGUGGGAUGGUCCCUCCGAGCACAGAGGGCAGAGAGAUGAGCGUGUACAGGUUCAUGUCCUCCUGGAACUUCUCCACCGCCUCCUGCACAGCGCCCUGGAAUGUCUGCGCCGCCACCCGCUGGAACAUCGGCGCCAGCUGCCCACGGAAAUCUGCCCCCACCCUGCUGAAGGAGAGGCCGAAGUACAUGCACUGACCCAGUAGGGAGUCCAGGCGGCCUCCCACUCCCCGCUGAAGAUCCC
Xyrichtys novacula (pearly razorfish) is the source of this 6399-nucleotide messenger RNA. Lineage: Eukaryota; Metazoa; Chordata; Actinopteri; Labriformes; Labridae. The record is from the annotation of a GenBank genome assembly.